CUCUCGUAGCAAAGUUAGAGCACAACCGGUCUAGUUUGCAUUCCGGCACGCAAAUGAAGCCCCCAAACAGCCAAACCGCCGUCCGGAGGGCCGCUUCCACCACGGGGCUGCUCCUCAUCCUGCUGCUCGUUGCCUUCACCGCGUGCAACUACACGUCGCUGAACCUCAACACGGAGGAGUUCAUCGACUUGCCGGCCCCGAGAUCGGUCGUGAGACACAACAACGACAACAACAACAAUGCCGGCGCGGCGUGCGACGUGGCGAAGGGCGAGUGGGUGCGCGACAAGGCCGCGCCGUACUACACCAACGCGACGUGCCCGCUGAUCGACGGGCGGCAGGACUGCAUGAAGUACGGCAAGCCGGGGCUCGCGUCCAUCUUGCAGUGGCGUUGGCAGCCCCACGGCUGCGACCUCCGCCGCUUCGACGCCGCCGCGUUCUUCCGGAUCGUGCGCGGCAAGUCCAUGGCCUUCGUGGGCGACUCCGUGGCCCGCAACCACAUGCAGUCCCUCAUGUGCCUCCUCUCCCAGACGGCGGGGGCGGGGCAGCCGACGGAGAUCGGCGGCGCCAAGGACUGCGUCCACUGCACCCGCAAGUACCGCUACGAGGAGCAUGGUUUCACGGUGGCCGUGUUCUGGACGCCGUUCCUGGUGCGGUGGAACCUGACCCGCGCCGGCGCGCUGCAGUUCAUGGACCCGCACAACGUGUUCCUCGACGAGCCCGACCCGGAGUGGUCCGGCCACGUGUUGGAUUACGACUACGUGGUGCUCAACGGCGCCAAGUGGUUCACCCGCCCCACCGUGCUCUACGAGCGCGGCCGCCGCCUCGGCUGCGUCAACCACGAAUGCAGUGCCGGGGCGGACCAGGACAACGCUAUGGCCGUGGCUCCGGAGUACGCGGUGCGCGCGGCGUUCCGGACGGCGCUCGAGGCGCUGGCGGGGUUCCGGGGAACUGUGGUGGUGCGGACGGUGGCGCCGCCGCACUACGAGAACGGGAAGUGGUACGACGGAGGGGAUUGCGUGAGGAGAAGCCCGUAUCGGGGGAACGAGACGAGGCUGCCGGAGACCGAGGAGGCGUUCCACGCCGCGCAGGUGGAGGAGUUCAGGGCCGCGGCCAGCGAGGCGGAUCAAAGCAAUGGCGAUGGAAAGAAGGGGAGGCUGGUGCUGAUGGACGUGAGCGAGAUGAUGCAGAUGAGGGGCGACGGGCACCCAGGGCGGUACGGGCACUGGCCGCACGAGAAGGUCGGCUUCGGCAUCGACUGCGUGCACUGGUGCUUGCCCGGGCCCGUCGACGCCUGGAACGAGCUGCUGCUCCAUUUGCUUAGCGGUUAAUUCACAUUCUGUACUGCUGAUUUGCUAAAUGGCAGGCGGCCGCUUUUUCUUCAACCGGCGGUCGAUUACUCCUCUGUUGGCAGUUCGCCAAGUUUCUAAAUGAGAAGGCGCGCGUGUGUGUGUUCCUCUCCCGAUACGAUCAGCAUUCCGCCUGCCUCGUUUCGUCUCUCCUGCAUUGCGUUCGCUACAGGGAUGAGAUCGAGUCAUGAAAUUCAGGACUGUAUAUGUUUCGGUGUACAAAUAUUCCAGCUCUGUCACAUGGCAUGCCAUAGCUUUUUUUCCAAUGUCAUGUAGACUUCCUCUCUAGCUGGAAUUGUGUUUUGAGACGAGAAUGAGCUUUAGACGAGCUUUCAAUUCAUUUCACACAAGUUUGUCUUGUAUACCCUAGGAAGUUUCUCACA
Messenger RNA from Brachypodium distachyon (stiff brome), 1729 nucleotides. Its product is annotated as protein trichome birefringence-like 20. NCBI's taxonomy places the organism in Eukaryota, Viridiplantae, Streptophyta, Magnoliopsida, Poales, Poaceae. The transcript has a single exon. Gene Ontology annotation, cellular component: Golgi apparatus. The record is from RefSeq and is a predicted model, not a curated record. Gene Ontology annotation, molecular function: O-acetyltransferase activity. The coding region runs from base 54 to 1328 and encodes 424 amino acids.